AUAGAAACGCUCACAUGAUGGAGACUGGAUGCGCCAUUUUACCGCGUCCAUAAUCAUCCGGCAAGAUGGUCCCUUUGCUUUGUCUCUCCUGACCGGAGUUAUUUCGGUUUUUAUCUUUAAUUUUUGCCUCCGCACCAUCGAAUAUUUUGCGUUUUGGAAUAAAGGGAGUUUGCUAAAGCUUAAACCAAACCACUCUGGUUUUGUCAGGAAAUGACGACGCUGAAAAGCCGGUAAAAUGAGUCUAGCUUCUUCUGAAUCGCAAGUAGACCAAAUGGGGGAGAAAGGAGAUGAGCAGCCUGGAAGCUCAACAGAAAGCAUGAAACCUUCAUCUUCUCGCAACAAGAGAAAGCCCAUUGCUGUAACCAGGCACAAAGCACUGAAUGAAUCUGAUGCUUCUGAUGAAAGUGAUCAUGAACCAGCCACUUCUGACAGUAACACUGGCAGUGGGUCAAAAGGUACUUUAGUGAUGAGACCAAGUGGGAAUGAAAAUAAAGGUGCCAUGAAGGUCAGAGUGGAUUUCAAACCCAAAAAAACAGAUGAUACCCUGCAGAAGAAGGUUAGCUGCACCGCUUGUGGAAAACAAGUUAACCAGUUCCAGCCUAACUCUGUGUUUGAGCAUCCUGUCCUCAAAGUUCUGAUCUGCAAGCCAUGCUUCAAGUUCUACUCAAGUGAUGACAUCAACAGAGACUCCGAUGGGAUGGAUGAACAAUGCAGGUGGUGUGCUGAAGGAGGAAAUCUCAUCUGCUGUGAUUAUUGCAGCAACGCCUUCUGCAAGAAGUGCAUUCUCCGUAACCUGGGCAGGAAGGAGCUGUCGAGCAUCACUGAUGAGGACUCAAAGUGGCAUUGCUACGUGUGCCAGUCGGAGCCCCUCCUGGAUCUGGUCUCCAAAUGCCACCACAUAAUACAGAAACAUGGAAGUGAUGAACGUAAACCAAAAAAAAAAGAAAAAACAGAGCAGCGUGAGGCAAAACGGGACAAGAGGAAAUCGCCUAAAGAGCACAAAGCAGUUGCUAAUGGAAAAGAACACACCGAAGGCUCAGGGACCAUGACUUUCUCUUAUAAAAACCUGCAGGUACCCAAAGAGCUCAUAAAGAAAGCAAAGAAGCUUGUUGAAACCACAACCGGUCUGAAUCAUACCUUCAUCCAGUUCAUCCAGCAGGCGACUGAUGAUCAGGCAGACAAGUCCAUCAGGUAUCGGCAUUUGAAAGCCUUCAAGGCAGUGCUGUCUGAUUUGAAAAAGGCCCACGGUGCUUUGGAGGAAGCUUUAAAGCCAGAAUUCAGGAGCAUGGAGUUACAGAAUGGCAAUGAGGAUCAUACUGUGACAAAGAUUCUGAAUAGUGCUGAGCCUGCCGAAAAUGAUCUCAUGGAUGGUGUUGGAGAUUCAGAGCACGAGGCUUAUGCUGUUAAAGAGGACAAGAAGCAAAAUAUUGUAGCAGAUUCAAUUUGUGAUGGAGAUUCGUCAGAAGAGAUGAAGGAGUCACCUGAUGACAUGGACUUGGCUUCCCCAGAAGAAACAUCUGAAGAAAUGGGAGAACAGCUUGAUGAAACAGAGUUGGUUCCCAAAAAAGAAACGACCGAAGCGAUGAGCAAACAGACAUCUAAUCACACAGGUUUAGUUCGUAAAAGAGGGAAAACAGAAAAGGUUGGCAAGGAGUCGCUCCGUGAAACAGUUUGCAAAGAAGAAACGACUAAAGAGAAGGUCAAAGGGCAGUCUGGUGAAACAGAUUUUAUCUGUAAAGCUGAGACAAUGGAGGAGACGGACAAUGAUCAGCCUGAUGAAACAGGUUUGUUUUGCAAGACAGAAGCAGUGGACGACAUGGACAAGGCAGACCAGCAGGGCAUGAGCAGUGAAGUGUCUGGCAACAUUGAAAUGCAUGAUCACGAAACAGAAACCGAUGAAAUCACAAAGGUUAUUAAAACUGAGGUCUGUAAUGAUGAGCUCAUGCCAGCGGAUGAAAUGUCCUUAGAUCAGGACAUCAUGUCAGUGCCUCCUUCGGUUCCUGAGGAGCUUUUUCAGAUGGUGGAGAGCCUUGCAGAUUCGUCCAUGCUCUCGCUCAAUGACAGCAAUACAGUCAAAGAUGUGGAUUCAAUGUCAAAUGACAACACGGAGUCCCAGAACCCACAGCCCAAAGUAAAAAAUCUGAUAGUCAAACUGACUCCAGUACCAGUCGUAACAAGCCGUGAUUCUAGGUCUUCAAGGUCCAAAACUAGAGAUAAAGUUGCAAAGCUGCCAAUCAAGAGUGAGGAAGAUGGUGGGGACAAGAAAAGCUCUGGUUCUGCAGAUGGGACUAGCAGCCCACCACCCACCCGUCACUCUGCAAGAGUAAAAACCACCCCCUUAAGGAAACAGUCAGAGAAACGGAACAAGAAAGAGUCCUCUGAGUCAGAAUCAGAAGAAGACAAGAAGAACAAGGCCAAAUCAUCAAAGAAAUCCAGCAGUGCCAAAAAGGGUGGCAAAAAGACCAAGAAUCCAGAAGAGGUGGGAGAAGACUCGGACUCAGAUGAAGUUCCUCACGCACUCUUGGAGAAAGCUGCAAAAUGCGACAGCUCAGAGGAGGAACAGGAAGACACAAAAACCAAAAUGUGUGUAUUCAAAUCAGAGUCAUCCACAAAGGAUACAGAAAAAUCAUCCAAACGCAAAAGGAAGUCUGAUGGCUCUGAAUCAGAUGCAGAGGACAAAAAUAAAAAGGUUCCUAAAAAGAAGAAACAAGAGAGUUUAGAUGCUUCUGGUUCUGACUCUGACCAGGAGGACACAAAGAGCAAAGUAGCAAAGAGGAGAUCUAACCGCGUAAAGAAACAAGGAAACACAAAGGAGGAAGAAAAGACAUCUGAGAAAAAGGCAGCGAAUAGAAAGCGCUCUUAUGAAAAGAAACGCAAAGAAAAAGGAAGCAAAGCAGCCUCCAAGCUGCAGACCUCCUCCAGUGAGGUUGAUGAGGAGGAAGAGGAUCAGGCUGACGGAAACUCUGGAGAAGACAGCGAUGAACAGAAGAUCAAACCCAUUGUAGAGGAUAGUGUAGUAGGAGGAAGUAGAGCCUUCCAUCAGUCCUCAGGAGAUGAAGCAGACGCUAAAGAGGAUAACGGUCAGAUUUGUGAAGAUGACGAUGAUGAUCCCGAGAACAGGAUUGCUAAGAAAAUGCUUCUCGCCCAAAUCAAAUCCAACUACUCUUCAGGAGCCGAGAGCUCCUCUGACGAUGAUCAAGGGAAAGGGGAGAAAUCCUCCAAGAAAGCUCUAGAGAAUGAUGAUGAUGAGGAGGAGGAAGAGGAGGACCAAGACGAAGAAGUUACAGAAGACUCCGGUUCUGAAGUUGAAGUGAAGAAGAGUGGUAGACGACACAAACUGCUCCGUCAUAAACUGUCCCUGAGCGAAGGUGAAUCAGGGGAGGACAACGCGUCUGAUGAAGGGAAAAAGAACAAGAAAGGAAAGAAAAAGUUUGGGCUGAAAGGGAGUGACGACUCUUCAGACUCGGACUUUGAAAAGUCAGAGGGUGACUCGGACUCGGACAAGAGCAACGCACUGAGCGAGGAGCUGAGUGAGUCCGACAAUGACGGCAAGCGUCGAAAGACCAGAGCUGCAAAGAAGAAGGAAGGGGAGAAGCUGAGAAGUUACAAGCAGCAGAAAAAGAAGCGUCGCAGGAUUAAAGUUCAGGACUCCUCCUCCAGCAAUGAGAAGAGUGGAGAGGAAGACGGUGAUGAUGACGAUCAGGACGGAGAGGAGCGCAAGGGUCGAAAAAAGAUUCGUAAAAUUCUGAAGGACGACAAGCUGCGGACGGAGACCAGAGAUGCUUUGAAGGAAGAGGAGGAGAGGAGGAAGCGCAUCGCUGAUAGGGAGGCGCUCAGGCAGAAACUCAGAGAGGUGAUUGUCCUGGAAGAAGCAUCUCAGGUGACCUGUCCCAUCACCACCAAGCUGGUCCUGGAUGAAGAUGAAGAGACCAAAGAGCCUCUGGUUCAGCUGCACAGGAACAUGGUCACAAAGCUCAAGCCUCACCAGGUUGAUGGGGUCCAGUUCAUGUGGGACUGCUGCUGUGAGUCGGUGAAAAAGAUCAAGAAGUAUCCAGGCUCUGGCUGCAUCCUGGCCCACUGCAUGGGUCUGGGAAAGACUCUGCAGGUGGUGGCGUUCCUCCACACGCUGCUGCUUUGUGAGAAGCUCGACUUCUCCACGGCUCUGGUGGUUUGUCCCCUCAACACCGUCCUGAACUGGCUCAAUGAGUUUGAGAAGUGGCAGGUUGGAUUAAAGGAUGAGGAGAGUUUAGAGGUGACAGAGUUGGCCACAGUCAAGAGGCCACAGGAGCGAGCAUAUGCCCUGCAGAGCUGGCAGGAGUCUGGUGGCGUGAUGAUCAUGGGUUACGAGAUGUACCGAAAUCUAACACAGGGUCGUAACAUCAAGAGCAAGAAGCUCAAAGAGACAUUUCAGAAAACUCUUGUGGAUCCAGGUCCAGACUUGGUGAUUUGUGAUGAAGGUCACAUUCUGAAGAACGAGGCUUCGGCUGUUUCCAAAGCGAUGAACUCCAUCAGGACGAGGAGGAGGAUUGUUCUAACUGGAACGCCUCUACAGAACAACCUCAUUGAAUACCACUGCAUGGUGAACUUCAUUAAAGAAAACCUUCUCGGGUCAGUUAAGGAAUUCAGGAACCGCUUCAUCAACCCCAUUCAGAACGGUCAGUGUGCCGACUCCACUCAACAGGAUGUUCGGAUCAUGAAGAAGAGAGCUCACAUUCUCUACGAGAUGCUGGCUGGCUGUGUCCAGAGAAAGGACUACACAGCACUCACCAAGUUCCUGCCUCCCAAACACGAGUAUGUGUUGUCGGUCAGAAUGACUCCUCUCCAGUGUAAGCUCUACAGACACUACCUGGAGCACUUUACAGGUGUGGGGAAUGCUUUGGAAGGGGGCCGCGGCCGUGCAGGAACAAAACUCUUCCAGGAUUUCCAGAUGCUGAGCAGAAUCUGGACCCAUCCUUGGUGCCUUCACCUGGACUACAUCAGUAAAGAAAACCGAGGCUUCUUUGACGAAGAGAGCAUGGAUGAAUUCAUCGCAUCAGAAACAGAUGAAUCCUCCAUGAGUUUGACCUCCGAUGAUGAGAAGACAAAAAAGAAAAAGAAACAAGGAAAAGGGAAAAAGAGAGGUUCUGAUGACUCUGACAGUGAUGAGGUGGAGGUCAUCAAGGAGUGGAACUCAAGCUCUCGUGGCAGGAACGGUGAAGGUCGGAACCGAGAAGAGCCUGUUGAGGAUACUCGGCCCUCGAGUCCCUGCUCUGCUGACUGGUACAAGGAGUUUGUCACCGACGCAGAUGCUGAGAUCCUGGAACACUCGGGGAAGAUUAUGCUCCUCUUCGAGAUCCUGCGCAUGGCGGAGGAAGUAGACGAUAAAGUGUUGGUUUUCAGUCAGUCUCUUAUCUCUCUUGACCUUAUUGAGGAUUUCCUUGAGCUGGCUUGCAAAACUGAUGAAGAUGAUGAGAAACCUUCUCCUUAUAAAGGUGAAGGCAAAUGGUUCAGGAACAUUGACUAUUACCGCCUGGAUGGCUCCACCAACGCUCCCACCAGGAAGAAGUGGGCGGAGGACUUUAAUGACACCAGUAACACAAGAGGACGUUUGUUUCUCAUCUCCACUCGAGCUGGUUCACUUGGUAUCAACUUGGUAGCUGCAAACAGGGUCAUCAUCUUCGAUGCCUCCUGGAACCCGUCGUACGACGUCCAGAGUAUCUUCAGAGUUUAUCGCUUCGGCCAGGUCAAACCUGUCUACGUCUACAGGUUCCUCGCCCAGGGUACAAUGGAGGAGAAGAUUUACGAGCGGCAGGUAACCAAGCAGUCUUUGUCAUUCCGAGUCGUGGACCAGCAGCAGAUCGAGAGGCAUUUCACCAUGAACGAGCUGGCUGAGCUCUACACCUUUGACCCGGACACGCUGGAUGAUCCUUCAGAGAAGAAGAGCAAGAAAGCCACUCCUGUGCUUCCCAAGGAUCCCAUCCUAGCUGAGAUGUUGCAGAACAACAAGGACCAGAUCGUGUGUUACCAUGAGCACGACUCUCUGCUGGACCACAAGGAGGAGGAAGCCCUGAGCGAGGAGGAUCGCAAGGCUGCAUGGGCCGAGUACGAAGCAGAGAAGAAGGGUAUGUCCAUGAGGACCAACUACCAGGCAGGUUACAAUCAGCCGGACAUGGGCUCCGCCAACUACUUCUCGUUCAACAUGGCAGCUUUGGCCUCCAUGAGCAACCAGCAGCUGGAGGACCUCAUAAACCAGGGUCGGCAGAAAGUCAUCGAAGCAUCAAAUUCUUUGAAAAGCCUCAGUCGGGAGUCACUGGAAGACGUCAUUGCCAGAGUGUGGAAGGACAGCCCAACUCUCACAGAGAGCCAGGUUCAGGCUAUGGCUCUGAGGCACCAGGCCUCUGUGGAAAUGGAGCUCAAGCGCAGGGAAAACGUCUACAGGGAUGUGCUCACCAGGCAGCAGUCGCUGAUGAUGUUCGUGCAGAAGCUGAUCACCAACAGGAAGGUGCAGGAGCAGCAGCUGGCCAUGGCCAACCAGGCAACUUACCUGAACCAGCUGGCCAUGCAGAACGGCUUGAUGGGAGCUGGUGGGCUCAGCCAAGUGGACCUGCUCGGGCUGUACCAGCGGCUGCACGGCAUGGGCUCCAAUCAAGGCAUGGGCAAGAGCCCCGGCCCCUCAAAGGGCAUGUAGGUCCUCCGCCCUCCUGCAUCACGACACACUGUGAGACUUGGAGCUCCAGACCAGAGCAUGGAGGCGUUCUGCUCUGUUAGGAUAGACUCAGUGUUGUACUCUGUGACCCACCGCCAGACGGUGGAGUAUAAUGUAUAAAUAACUGCGUGAAAGGCUUGUUCUGAAUUCCAACAGAAAAAAAAUGUGUUCCGCCUUAAUGUCGUUCAAGUUCCAUAGCUUCAUUUUUCAUGUAUUUAAAGACAGGUUUUACCCCACCCCCCAAUGCUGGUAAGCAUUGUUUUCUUCUCCCUUCUAAAAGGGGUUCCUGUUAUUUAAACUCAGUUUUUAUACUCUUUUAAAUGCCUCACAGCCCUCCGAAUGGGACCAGAAUCCUUGGUGAUAAAAAUAAAAAGAUCUGAUUAUUAUCCUCACUUGGUUGUGAAUUAUCUAGCAAAGUGUGCAGCUGUUGGUGUUGCAGAGUCCUGCUCAUUUCACAAGCUAGAUGAAACAGAAAACUAAAAGUAAAGAAGGCCUUAUGUUGAUUUCUAUCAAAGGAAAAAAGCAAAAGAAUCUGUAAACACUUGAUUUGUUGUGAAUCUUUUCUAUUAUGCUUGUAAGUGUUUAGUUGUUACUGAACAUAUUGGAUGGUUGUAUUGUUCAGAGCUGCCCGUUGGCUCCUUUGACCCUUUUUUUUUUGUAACAUUCUCAUUGUUACGUGUUGUUUAGCAUAGCACCGUGUGUUUCUGAUCAUCCCACGUUAUUUUCUGCUUUUCCUCCUGUGAGUGGUGAGUGACUGUGUCUCACAGCAGACGGUUCAUCUGGAAGCCACACAGGCCCAAAACUCACUCCAUACCUGUCUUUGAAAUUAUAAAAUAUCAGUUUCAAGAUGGAGUUGACGGGAGAAGAGAGAGACUGCGAUUGCUAUUAUCCACGGCUGAUCUCUUUUGUCCGGUGCUUUGUGAGUAAUGCUCUCCUGGACGCUGUCGCUCUCACCAGGCAGGCUCCCAGACUACUCGUAUUCUACUUUGACACAUUCUUUCUUUAAGGCUUAAACAGUUUUAGAUGCUUAACAAAAAAGUUUUCUCACCGAGAGACGCCUGUUGACUCCUACGUUUGCACAGGGUGUAUUUUCUAAAUGUAGAAUAAUUUCCUUUGCCCAUAUCGAAGAUUGUUCUUAUGUUAGAUACACCAUUAUGUUUUGCCAUUGAUGAAUUGCUAUUAUCUUCAUAAGUAUUUAAUAUAACAUUUAAUAAAGUGACCAAAACAGUG
Molecule: messenger RNA, 7915 nt
Organism: Nothobranchius furzeri (turquoise killifish)
Lineage: Eukaryota; Metazoa; Chordata; Actinopteri; Cyprinodontiformes; Nothobranchiidae
Gene: atrx
Product: ATRX chromatin remodeler
Cellular component (GO): nucleus
Molecular function (GO): ATP binding; ATP-dependent chromatin remodeler activity; ATP hydrolysis activity
Source: RefSeq, a predicted model, not a curated record